Saccostrea cuccullata (small rock oyster) is the source of this 1260-nucleotide messenger RNA. Its product is annotated as probable E3 ubiquitin-protein ligase HECTD4. Lineage: Eukaryota; Metazoa; Mollusca; Bivalvia; Ostreida; Ostreidae. The record is from RefSeq and is a predicted model, not a curated record. The coding region runs from base 289 to 648 and encodes 119 amino acids. The transcript has 3 exons.
CACUGCUCAGCGGAAGAGCCGUGCCAAAUAGAUCCACCACUGCUCAGCGGAGGAGCCGUGCCCAAGAGAUCCACCACUGCUCAGCGGAGGAGCCCAAGAGAUCCACCACUGCUCAGCGGAGGAGCCGUGCCCAAGAGAUCCACCACUGCUCAACGGAGGAGCCGUGCCCAAGAGAUCCACCACUGCUCAGAGGAGGAGCCGUGCCCAAGAGAUCCACCACUGCUCAGCGGAGGAGCCGUGCCCAAGAGAUCCACCACUGCUCAGCGUACAAGUGAGAGCGACUCCUCCAUGUCUCUGAGCCCCGCGUCUUCCUCGGAUUUGACUCCGUCUUCUUCCUCGGCCUCAGCGGCCUCUGCUUCCCCUUCCACCUCUGGGACUUCCAUGGCCACUGCCGGGAGUGAUCCUGGAAAGGGGGAUCCUAGUGGAACUAAUGUCAAAAUGGAGGAUAUGCUGUGGUUACACAGAGCUGUCACUGUAUCCAAAAUCCUCAGGUGCUUGGGAUUCAAGGAGAAGCAUGGGAGACGUUUUCUGAAUGACACUGUAUCAGAAGCAGCCACUACUCUGAGUACCCCCUCUGUGUCCAGUCGUAUGCUGGUGAUCACAGGAAUUCCUCCGAGUACCUCCCUCAACACAGUCACCAAAUGCUGAUGAGCCUGGAAAAGGGAAACCUAAAAAGUCUCCAAGGGUCUCCAAAGAGAAAGUGGUUUGGGGAGUUGUAGAAAAGUAAAGAUAUUUUAUUUAUGGCAAUUAGGAACUUUGUGUAGUAAUGUUUACUCUAUUGUUUCCAUGGUAUUUGGAUCCAGGCCACAAUUAAAGGGUGAAGGUCAAAUUGCUAAAAUGUAACACAUGUAGGAAAUUCAUAUGCCUCCCUUUCAAUGAUAAAGAUGAAAAUAGCUCACAUGUUUUAGAUACUUUUUGGGUAUAGAAUAAAAGUAUAGUGUCUAUAGUUUACAAUGAUAUUAAGCAAGGUGCAUUUCAAGCGAAAAUUAUGCCUAGAAAUAUGAAUUGAAAAGAGCAUUCAUUUGGUUUGUUUACACUCUUUUUGCCGAGUGAAAGCUAUCCUGAGGUCAUGAUGUCAGAAGUUUAUUAAUAACAAGGGAAUUCCACAUUCAACGCCCCUAUUUCUGGAUGUGAAUAUUUAUCUGACACAUUGCUCUAUCAUGUCAAAGAUAUUUUGGAAGCAAAGACUUUUUAAAAAGUUACAAAGAAAAUAAAACACAUUUUUUUACUAUAUAAGUCUAUAUGUAAGCUAAUUGUGGU